UGGGUGACAAGUUGAACGCUGGCCGAGUGUCCGCGGCUGCUGCUGCUAUCCCCGGUGUCUGUGUGUCUGUGUGUCUCUGUCUGCGGGCCAGACGUCUGCCCCUCCUGCAUCCACCAUGGCCCUGCUGAGAGCGGGUCGCGGGCUCCUGCUCCCCGCCAGGUUGACGGUGGCGGGCGGCUGCUUCAGGACACAGGGGACGGUGGAGGCGCUGAGAGAGAAAAAUGAAAAAAUGGAAGAGAUAAAAGCUUCAAAACCGGCCAGAGUGCAGUUUGACUGGCGAGACGCCCUGAACCUGGAGGGCCAGCUGACGGAGGAGGAGAUCCUGAUCAGAGACACGUUCCAUGCCUACUGCCAAGCCAAGCUGAUGCCCAGGAUACUCUUGGCAAACCGCAACGAAGUGUUUCACCGUGACAUUCUACACGAGAUGGGAGAGUUGGGAGUACUGGGAUCCACAAUUAAAGGUUAUGGAUGUGCGGGGACCUCGUACGUGGCCUACGGCCUGAUUGCCCGCGAGGUGGAGCGUGUGGACAGCAGCUACCGAUCCGUCAUGAGUGUCCAGUCCUCCCUCGUCAUGCACCCGAUCUCCGCCUACGGCACCGAAGCGCAGAAGCAGCGGUUCCUUCCAAAGCUAGCCAAAGGGGAAUUGUUGGGUUGCUUUGGGCUAACGGAACCCAAUCACGGGAGUGACCCGUCGGGCAUGGAAACCAGAGCCAGGUUUAACGCCAGCAGCAACACUUAUACGCUCAAUGGGUCAAAGACCUGGAUCACCAACUCUCCGACAGCUGACGUCUUGGUGGUCUGGGCCAAGUGCGAGGAUGGGAUGGUGCGUGGCUUCCUGCUGGAGAAGGGGAUGAAAGGGCUGAGCACGCCAAAGAUCGAAGGCAAGUUCUCACUGCGGGCUUCCUCCACCGGGAUGAUACUGAUGGAGGACGUCGAGGUCCCUGCAGACAACCUGCUCCCCAACGUGGCGGGACUCAAGGGUCCGUUUGGGUGUCUGAACAAUGCACGCUAUGGAAUUUCCUGGGGUGCUCUUGGAGCGGCGGAGUUCUGUUUGGAAACGGCCAGACAAUACACUCUGGACAGGAUUCAGUUUGGAGUUCCUCUCGCUCGUAACCAGCUGAUCCAGAAGAAGAUGGCGGACAUGUUGACUGAGAUCACCCUGGGCCUCCAGGCCUGCAUCCAGCUGGGUCGCUUAAAGGAUGAAGAUAAAUCCACGCCCGAAAUGAUCUCGAUGCUGAAGCGGAAUUCCUGCGGGAAGGCCCUGGACAUUGCCCGGCAAGCCCGCGACAUGUUGGGCGGGAAUGGGAUUUCGGACGAGUACCAUGUGAUUCGGCACGUGAUGAAUCUGGAGGCUGUGAACACUUACGAAGGGACUCAUGAUAUCCACGCACUGAUUCUUGGAAAAGCGAUCACAGGCCUGCAGUCUUUCACAGUAGAGAAUUAAUCCCACGUUCGGAGAAGUGACUUCUUUAAAAAGAGUGGCAAUUUGUCCGUUUGUUUCUGGAUUCAUGACCCUGGUUAAGAUGAGCUGGCAUCUGUCGGCUGUCCAAACACUAAUCUGCUGCAUGACCUUGAAGCCUAUAGAGCUAGUUUGGGGAGUCGGCAUUUAAUACUACGCUCCUACUCCUUCACCUCUAACCUCAACAGUUUUUCUCCAACUAUUUAUUCGUCUGAUUUUUAAAAGUUACCAUUGAAAAUAUUUCCAUCCUGCUUUUCCACUUCAUGUUUAGCUUUGUUUUCUAAGCCAGUCUCAUCUGCGCCAAUUUAUUUUAAAAUCUAACAUGGUCGCAUUUCUCGGCAGUUGUCAGGUCGGCUGUGUUGGUUCUGUUGCUGGUGCUUUUCACACAACUGCUUGUGAUGUUUUUCUCUCUUCCCUAGAAUCAAACUUUCUUUCAAAGGUAAAGAUUGAAAGCAGCAAGAAUUUGAAUUCUCCUGCGUUUGAGCCCAUAAUUUGGUAGGAAAUAUCGUUUGCAGUGAAAAACACACAAUUAGCACAUUUUUUAAAAGCUUCUACAUUCUAGAUUUCAGUU
This is a messenger RNA of Amblyraja radiata (thorny skate), 2030 nucleotides long. It is a transcript of the gene gcdhb, whose product is annotated as glutaryl-CoA dehydrogenase b. The record is from RefSeq and is a predicted model, not a curated record. Gene Ontology annotation, biological process: fatty acid beta-oxidation using acyl-CoA dehydrogenase; fatty-acyl-CoA biosynthetic process. The transcript has 12 exons. Bases 116 to 1444 code for a protein of 442 amino acids. Gene Ontology annotation, molecular function: flavin adenine dinucleotide binding; glutaryl-CoA dehydrogenase activity; fatty-acyl-CoA binding. Gene Ontology annotation, cellular component: mitochondrial inner membrane. NCBI's taxonomy places the organism in Eukaryota, Metazoa, Chordata, Chondrichthyes, Rajiformes, Rajidae.